This is a messenger RNA of Python bivittatus (Burmese python), 5966 nucleotides long. The record is from RefSeq and is a predicted model, not a curated record. Lineage: Eukaryota; Metazoa; Chordata; Lepidosauria; Squamata; Pythonidae.
UCAAGGGUACCAUAGAACAGAUGACCAUGGCAUCUCUCUUUUCCUGUGGAUUGCUUUCAUGGACUCCAAUUCAGUGUGGUUCCCUGAUCACAAAUAAGUGAUCUUCAAAUAAUCAAUUUUGCAAGACUAAAACCCUUUUCCUAAAACCCUUUUAUUGCAGAAACUGUGCUAGAUCACUCAAGAGACUAUUACAAUAUAUGAAUUUCACAAGGACAAUGGAUACCAAGUUUCAGGAAGCAGACGGAUUUGGGGAGGAAGCUUCAGGAAAGAAGAAGUCAAAGUUUAAAUCUAUUAAAAAGUUCUUUGGGAAAAGAAAAAGGAAAGAAACAUUAGCAUCUUCAGGAAGUGGUAAUAUCAACAUAUGUCAGUCUGCAAUUGAUAUCACAGCCACACAAUCUGGGCAUAUUGAUUAUGAUUCUGAAGAUGAUCUGAACUUUCCAUGUUCUCCUAGGAUGCACAGAACUAUUAUGGGAAACAGAGCUUUGUCACAUGACAGCAUUUUCAUUUCUGAGACUCCACAAGAACCACCUAGACCAGUCCGAGUAUUUUCUCAGGAAAAUGUUUCUGAUCGAAUUAGGGCUUUGCAGGUGAAACUCCAGCAAAACUGGAAGCUAGGUCUCUCUUCUCCAUUUGGAAGUCCUUCAAAAAGACAAGAGGAUGCUGGAAUGAGUUCAGAAGAUGAUGGGUUACCCAGAAGUCCACCAGAAACAUAUUUGCUACAAGAAAUUCUAAAUCCCAAUACAUCAAAGUUUUCUGACUCUCACAAGCAUCAUAGCUCUUUGAGUUUAGCUGGAACAGGCAGUGAAGAAGAAGAACAGGUCACAAAAAGUCCUUCAAGAUCCUGUUCUACAGAAAGUCAGCUGUUCUCCCAUCAGUCAAGAGCUAAAAUUAUAACUCAACAAACAUUUCAUAGCAGCUGUUUGCCUCCUGGUGAUUUUGAUACUCUUCCGGAAUUAUCCUCUUGCUUGGACAAUUCUGCUGCUAAGCACAAGCUUUCAGUAAAACCACGGAACCAGAGAUCUAGUAGAAUAAGAAGACUACCUUUGAGGAAACUAUCUGAGUCUCAGAAUAACAUGAUCUGCACCCUUGAGGAAGAUGAAAGUGUUGGGAAGGAAGUGCUGGUUGAAAACUCCUACAAAAGUGUGACUUCCAGCCCACAGGAAUGGACUGAGAGCAGAGUUUCAUCCAGUAUGGUCUCCUCUGAGCUUCAGCUUAAUUUGAGUCACCCAGAUGAAAAGUCUUACAUGUCACACUCCACUUCUGUGAUGGAUUCACAUUCCUGUGAGAACUCUUCAGAGGACUGCCAAUCUGCCCAGGGAUUAAUACAUACUCUAAGGCUAUCUUCAGCUUCCAACCUCAAAGAAAGUAUUCCUACUCCACAGCAUGAAAAAGAGCACUGUGAAACUUUAGAGAUGCAGCCUAAGAAUUUAAGUGAUGUGCCCCUAAGUAUUUUAAACCAAGAAAAUAAACAGAUUUCUGAUAUUUCAUCAAAAAAUGACAUGAGAACUGCUAAGAACGUCUCUGCCAAAAAUUAUUGGAUUGCUGAAUCAGAUGAAUCAGAAAAAAAGUCACUGAAAGAUGCUAAGGAACUUUUGGAAAGUGUUUCUAAUAAGGAAGCUACAAAGGGAUCUUCUUUAUUGCCCAAUUCCAUAAUUUGUUUAUCCCCAAAUCCUUCCCAGCUUCUAGAUUUACUCCACCCAGAGAAUAGUAGUAUUUCCCAGGCUUCAUGCAAAGUUUCUUCGAUUCAAGGCAAAAUGAAAGCAACUCGAGAGAAACCAGAAUCUAAUGAUGAAAAACAUCUCCCACCUGUAUCUGAUGGUAUAUUGGGAGGGAAAGCAGAGAAAGAAGCCAGUGACCUUUGUGGCUUGAGAAAGUUUUCAGUGUCAUCAGCCCGGUGGAGAUCUAGAUCUAACAGCCUGAACAUGAAGGACACUUCAGAGUGUGAGAAGCCUCCUACCAUGCAGGUAAAUUUCUCCAUAAAUAGUGAAAAGAUGAAGAAUGUGGAUAUGAACUCUUCACAAGAGAAAAAAAGGUACAUUAAUAAACAGAAAUCCUCAUUACAGUCAGAAUCUGAAAUUCCUGGUAGAGCAUUAGACUCAAUGACUAUUGCAUCACCGGCUUUGGGUUCAAAACCAGCACUGAGCAACUCAUUUGGUAAUCUUCUGCAGCUGUCAAGUCUGGGCCAUUCAAGCUGUGAGGGCCAGAAUCCCUUUCAAGUCAAACUUAGGUCCACAUCUUUAUCACUGAAACACAGAGACAUUGCACAGGAAUCAAAGGAAUUGAAAGGAGAUAAUGCUGAACUUAAUUUAGAAAAAGAGGAGAUGAUUUUAUCUUCACUGAAAGUUGAAAAAGGAGAAAUCAGAAACACAACUGAUGGAAAUGUCACUGAUUUGUUCAAUGAAAGCUUCAAAGCUAAAUUAAAGUCCUCUGAACAGGGCAGCACAAAACCUCCACUGCCUAGAAAACCUGUUUUGCAGCACUUCAGUAUGGCCAGCAUUAACACAAGCACAGAAAGGCAGGAAAAGAUAACCAAAUAUCCAGAAUUUAAAACUGAAGGCAGAAAUGUGGAAAAGAAGCAGAAUCUCUCUGAAGUGCCUGAGACAGGUGUGUCUUCUCCUGUGAUUGCUACAGACUCUGCAAGAACAACUGGAGUGCCAGCUUGGAUUAGCAUAGCAAAGCAAAAGCGAAGGGUUGUAGAACAAGAGCUUAGCAAAGAAGAGAAGCCAGUGGGACAGAAUAAGGCAGAUGCAGAAAAACAAAUAAAAGAGAAGGAAGCAACAGAGGAAGCAGUAAGUCAACAGUCAAUUUUCCCUCAGAACACAGUCUCACCUUCCCCAUUCACAGUUUCUGCUGAAGAAACAAAGAAAGAGAUGAAGCUGGAUAUGCAAGAUUCUUCACUAAGAAAUAGCUUGUUAUCCCAUCAGAAUCCUGUUCAGUCAUCAGUGCCAAUUGAAAAAGAAGAUAUAAAGCCACUCAAGAAGGUCAGUCAUUCUCCAGAUCAACCCUCAUGGAUGGAACUUGCCAAAAAGAAAUCUCAAGCAUGGAGUGACAUGCCACAGAGGAGAAAGUAGAUAAAUCAUUUUGUACUGCUUUUACACAUCCACAUCAGCACUCAAACGUGGAUCAAAUGUUUUAGUUAAAAAAAAAAACUAAUUUUUCAAAUUAAACUGAUUGAAUUGAUAAGGAUAAUAAACCUAUGGUACACCAAAGAGGCCACAAUGGAAGAGUUUCAGAAAUGUCAAUCACAUUUGUAUAUGUUUAAAAAGUUACUAUAGGACAAUUCUAAAAAAUGACUACAAACAAUUAGCUUUGGCAAGAACUUAUUCUGAUGUGAAAAAUAUUGCUUAUUGUGUUUUCUUUCAUUCUUUCACCUGCAAAAUUGGUAUGUCAUGAAUAUUGGUAGAAGAUUAACUAAAAAUUUGAUAACUGUUGUUUUAAUACAGUGAGAAUAAUUAUCCAGUCAAAAUGACUUUGCUGAGCUAAAUAAUUACAACAGACUAGAACAAGAAUGUCUUUUCAGACAUACAGGUACAACAUUUUAAUGUGAUAGAAUAUUAAUGAAAAACUAAAACAGGUUUUAGUAAUUGCUUCUCAAGACAUAGAGAUGAGCUAAGACACCUGUGGUUUAGAUCCCUACCUUUCCUGAUAGAUGAAAACCUCCAUGGAGGUUACAGGAAGUUGGGUCAGGGUGCUGGUUAAGGUAUCCUUGAGAGAGGUGUUGGCCCCAUCUGCUUUGGAGGUAGUGGAGCCACCCCUUCCUGAGGAAGCCAUCAUUAGAUAAGUACUGUUCUGUUUCCAAUUUUCUCUUUUUAGGACAGGUUCUUAAGAAGGUGGUGCUCUAGGGGAAUCCCUAGAAGAAAUGGCUUAUCUGAACCUUUUUUCAGUUGGAUUUCAGACCUGGAUAUGGUUCUGAAACCACAUCAGUUCCUCUUGUGGAUGACCUUAGAUGGGACUGAGAUAGGGGUAGUGCAACUCUCUGGCCCUGCUGGAUAUCUCUGUGGCUUCUGACACCAUGAAUCAUGGCCAGAAGUUAGGAGUGGAAGGCACUGUUUUACAGUGGUUCUCUUUCCUGAGGGGGAAGUUCCAGUCAGCAGUAGUGGGGAGAAAGAGGUCAUGUCCUAAGACCCAUUGUUGUGGAGUGCCAUCAGGGCUCAACACUUUUACCCCUCCUGGGUCAAAUGUAUAUGAAGCUGCUGGAGGAGGUUAUCAGUCAGCAUGGGGUCUGCAGGUGAUGUCCAUUAUAUACAUCAAUCCCAGAAGAGAUUGAUUAUUCAGAAGAGAUGAGCUGUAAGGGCCUGGAGGCUAUCAGUGCCUGGAGGCUAUGAUGGUCUGGAUGGGGAAACAGGCUCAGGCUUAAACUUAGCAUGUUAGAGUGAGUGUGGAUACAGAAACCUUAUGAUUCCAGGGAUAUUCCAUCUUUGAAUCUGAAUGGGAUUGUACUUCCUCAUGCAGAACUGCUAGAACUUAAUCUGGGAGUCCUCUUGGACUGACAGUUCCUAUUAAAAGAGAGGUGGCAGCUAGGACCAAGAGAACUUGGUUACAUCUGCUGUGCUAGGUAUAACCAUUCCUGCUUACAGUCAUUCAUGCCUUAGAAGCCUUCCUUUAGAUUACUGUACUGCAGUUCAGUGUACAUGGAGCUGCCCAUGAAGUCUGUAUGAAAGCUCCAACUGGUCCAGGAUUUAGUUUCUGGAGUAAUAAUGGGGUGUAAUAAAACCUCUACUUUUAGAGGCUGCAGUGGUUAUCAGUGUGCUUCCAAGGUGCAGUUCAGGAUUCUGGGUCUCAUCUUUAAAGAGAAGAGAUCCAGAGAAGCUACUCUUCCCAAUCUUUUUGGACAGACCCCUGGAAGAGGGUGGAUCUGCAUACCUGUGGGACUGCCUUCUCCCAGUGGCCAAUAAGAUUGGGAAGCAUAGUCUCUUUCUGGGUCCUUCUCUUAGGGAUUCUUCUUUCAGCUGCAGCCCCUCUUCUUUGGAACACUAUACUUCCCAAAAUCAGAUUAGGUCCCAAUCUGCUAAAUUUAGGAAAGUUACUAAAACCUGACCUUUUAGGAGAGCACUGGGAUUUGAUCUUUAUAGUACUAUAGUCAGCCCCCAUGAUGGGUUUUUGUUUGAUAUUUGUUUCUUAGGUGCUGAAGUUUGUGUAAUUGCAAACUAUGUUGUUUAUUUUGAUUUUCUAACCUCACUGCAAGAGGGGAAUGUAAACUAAUGUCCUUUUUGGAUUGGAGUGGCAUAUAGGCUUGAAUGAGUAAAUAAAUAAAUACUCUCAUGGCUUAGUAAACUACUGCAACUCUUAUCUUGCUCAUCUAUAUCAGUUUUUGGUACCCUCCAGAUGUAUUGUACUUGCAAUUAAGGCUAUGCUGCCUGGAAGUUCUGGGCAUUGUAGUCCCCAUGUAUCUGGAGGAAAUCAGAUUGGGUAAAUCAGCUCUGUGCAUUACAGAAACGCUUAAUAUCAGAAGCAAGUACGAGUCUCUUGCACUCUUUUGAUUUCUGAUCAUCGAUAAAUAUUAUAUCAUACACUUAGUCCACUGCUUCUUCCCUCUGUCGAAAAAAAUACUCCACUGAGGACCCUCCAGUUAUUUGAAUUUCUGGAAGGUUCUUUAUCACCAGAACAAGCAGAUCUUAGAAAAUCAAGAUUUCUUGUUGUGGUUGUUGUCUUUUAGAUUUGAGAUUUGGAAAAAUUUGGGUCACAACUCUCAAAUUGGAGGCAGAAUAUUCUAAAGAAGCAGCCAGCACUCCAGAAGGAAGGGCAAAUAUUAAAGCUCAGGACUCUACUGCUGAGCGGACUGGAUGAUGGUGGGCUGCUGCUUUUGCAAAAGGGCAAAACAUUGGGUGGGGAGAUCCCUGGUAGGUCCAGCUGUUCUUCUAAUGCCUUUGGACAAAUCCAAACUUACCUUGAUGGAAGUAGAGCAAUGCUCUAACCCUAUUGGCAGAACUUGCAGUGGACUUUCAUUUUUUUAUAUAUAAUUUUUA